Molecule: messenger RNA, 9006 nt
Organism: Hydractinia symbiolongicarpus
Lineage: Eukaryota; Metazoa; Cnidaria; Hydrozoa; Anthoathecata; Hydractiniidae
Exons: 5
Coding region: 7814-8860 (348 amino acids)
Source: RefSeq, a predicted model, not a curated record
CUGGGUAAGUAUAGUAGGCAAAUUGUUUAUAUUUAAUGUAUUUAUUUCAUAUGUUUAUCACUUAUUCGCCCCAAACAAAUUGUUUAAAAAUUGUUUUAAAUUUUGGCAAUUUUGGGGGCAAUUAUUUAAAUUUGGCACUGUUUAUAAGAAAAAAGUGUAUCCUCUUUAAAUGCUUAUAUAAAAAUAAAUAUAUAAAAAUUGCCUCGUCCUCCUUAAGAUGACAUUUAGCUCAUGGUUUAGUUCAAGUGACCUAUGACACGGAAAUGUCCUUAAAAAUAAAACACACGUUAAGUGUCAACAUCUUUAAAUUUUAAGUUAACAUACAGCUUUUGCUUUUUUAAACCUUUUUUUAAACCUUUACAGUCGCACGGUUUUCUUGUCAGGCGCGGAUUUAGACUAGGUCAACCCUGUCACGCGAUCUAGUAAAAAAUGCCGAGGAUCGAAAUGGAAUUCUGUCAAAUUUACCGGAAUCUGAAGAUCGAAAUAUUCCGCCUUGUUUUUGCUACUUUUCGUUACUAUCCCAUAACGCGAAUUGGAUCAACCUAUGUUGGCCUGAUCCGUGUUAGCCAGUCUUGGCCCGUGAGGCUUUUACCUUUGACUAAGCAUCAACCUAUGUGGACCUGACCUAUUUUUAGUCAGAAAUUUUGAAGUCAGCCAGUCUUUCCUCUAGGUUAUCCCGUGAAGCUUUCACCGUGGACUAGAAUCAACCUAUGUGAGCCUGACCUAUUUUUAGUCAGACAGUCUUGAACAAACCUGUCUAAAUAGUUUCUAUGUAUUAAUAAGGCUUGUAAGGCGCUUUGGUAUAAACAUCAGUAGGGCAUACGGAAGAUUCUUUUCGUUCUCAACAUGGUUUGCAAGAGCAUGAGAGAGCGUGUAAAGUUAGUUUUCAAAAACGUAUAUUUUGAUGAGCUACCUCAAAUACACGCUAAAUUAAUUAAGUGUUGCAAAACAACUUACUUAUGGUUUUUACCCGAAGAAAUUGCUAUGGAGGGUAUGCCUUCCAUGCCUAUGUGAAAUCAGAGAAGGACAGUUGUACAAUUACGUCGAAGUGAGUUGUUUAUGUUUAUCUUUUGUUGUUUCUAUAUUAGCUAUGCGUUUUUGUUACUAUGACCACCAUAUCGUAGUAGCUUUCAGGGUCGGAUGGAGGUAUAAGCAAGAUAAGCGCGCGCUUACUUUCAAAAACGUAGAGAAAAAGCCCGCACGCGUCUCGUGUGUAUAGUUUUCCUUGUAAUUUUUAGGAAGUCUGGUAAGGAAGUUGUGUUUUUGCUUAUUGCGCUUAUUCACUUUCCCAAACAAAGUAGAUAGAUACUCCUCUGAGCAAGCGAAACGAAAAGCAACUUUGCUUUCUCGCUUAUUAAAGAAUAAGCAAGAAAGCGUGUCAAAGUUGAUAUAUUUGCUUUUUUGCACGGAGAGAAUGCGGAGAUGAAAAACUACUUUGCCAUCGCGUAUAAGCAAAUAAGCAAAAAAAGGCAAGGUAGACAGAAUUUCUCAACCGUAACAAGAUGAAUGCAAACAGUCCACGUUGUUCGUGUUUAUAACCAAUCAACCAAAGAUGGACGGUAGAGUGUCAGUGGAGAUGGUAACUCUCUUUACAGAUCUAUUUUUGUGUUGCUGAUUUGCGAUGAAACCCUGGCUUUUGAGAAUUUUGAUCAACCGCUUGACAAUAUUUUUGUGCAAUGUUUAUCGGAUGGUUGUGAUGUGUAUACAAAGACCAAGUCAAGAGGACUGGCCAUAAUUGAGUAAGCAAAAUGUGUUUCAAAGUCCUUCAUUUGGUCAUCAUUUAAUGUGUGUUUUAUCAAUUUUUAAUGUAGUUGAGGUAUAAUAAUUUUUUACUAAAUGCCUAAAUAGUAACAUAUGCCCAGUUGGAUAUGUGGGGGAUAUUUUGGAAAAACUAUCAAGGUGCUCUACCAACAGAUAUCACCUCUUCUUAAAACCACAAAUAGGUACACAUUUCCAUCAAUCUGUGAAGUUUUGAGAAUUUUGGCUACAAUUUCUGGAACCUCAUGCACUUGUGAGAAAAGUAUCUCUGGGCUAAGGCGAUUAAAGACUCAGAUGCGAAACACAAUGUCGGAGGAAAGGUUGAGCAGCCUAGCAGUUAUCAUGUUUAACAGGUCAAUCACUGUGAUCUCUAAUGAAGUGAUAGAUGAGUUUGCUGAACAGAAAAGAGAUAAAGGCUUUUUGAAAUGUAUAUACUUGCUGAUUGAUUUAUACAUAGUUUACAUGUUUUAUAUAUUUUAGCUAUAUAUUUUUUAUGUAUAUUGUUACUUAUUGUACUUUUUAACGCUGGAAAAAGCCUGAACAAGGUGAUAAAUUUUGUUACUAUUAGGUCCGCCCAUUUGGCGUAUUUUAACGCCCAUUCUGGGCGGUAAUCUCCCCCCAAAAUUUUUUGCUUAGUUACAUAAAAAACCUCGAUCCGACCCUGGCUUUAUUAAUGUAGCUAGCUAGGGAGCUAAAUGCUAUUUUUUUUUAAAUUCAUGCAUUUUAUCAGGUAAGAAUUAAUUUAGCUAUAUAUAAGUGGGAAAAGUGUGCUGGUUGGCUGGCUGGCUAGCUAGCUAGCUAUCUCAGCUUUUGGUGCUGAUUUGGAGCUCUUUGAUUGGUGUUGACUUUUUACUAGUUAUCAAGCUAGCUACCCAAAAUAGUGCUCUGAUUAGAGUGCCUUUUUUAACUUGUCAGCAACAAAAACCUUUUGUUCUGCUUUACGUAGUUUUUCCAUGAGGGGCUGGACCCAACUCAUGUUCUUUUAGGACAAAGGGGGCUAAAACAACUUUCAAAACGACACUUUUUGAUGCUACUUCUAUCAGAUAAAAAGAUAUUCGUCACAGGAUUUUUUUAUAUUUUCUGCAGAAAAGUUGUCUAAGCAUGGCAAAAGUUUAUUGUUGCUUGGACCAAACAGUCAGGGUGAACUGAUAAUUAACAUGUAACAGAAUAUAUAAUUAGCCGAUGCAGGAUAAUUAAACAUCUUGUAAAAAAUCUGACAAUUUUAUUAAUUCUUUGUUUGCCUUUUUUUGUUUCAAUUUGAAAUUUCAACUUUUUGGAUUUGUCAAGCAAAACAAUGACAGAUUCUUUUCUUCAAAAUGAAAAACUGCAACUAAUCAGACUCUCCGAAAAGAAAUUCAAAUUCGAGAAUUUGGAUAAUAAACGAUAAAAUUUGUUGAAUUCAAUAUUAAUCGAUUUCGACACAAUACAUUCUGAAUAUAUCGUCCACAGAUUUUACAGUCAUGUAUCGCCUGCUUAGUACGUUACUUGUUUAAUAAAGAUAUCAAAAGCCAGCUUGAUUAAAUUUAUAUACAUAUUAUAUAUACAAUAUAACUUGUGCAUCACAUGGCAUUGAUUUGUAUAUUUUUAAUUCCCUCUUUAAAUCAAAGAGGCAAAGAGAGGUUAAAGAGAUAAUUAAACAACCUGGUGUUAAUCCAGUUUAUGGUAAAAUUGUGUUCGUGUUUCUCAUUUUUAAAACGUACUUUCUUUUUUAUAUCAGCUGUUAUCCAACCAUGCGCCUUCAGCAUUUUCAAAGAAUCGUUAACAAGAGAGUAAAUUUUGAAGGCCUAAAAACUAAAAUAUUAAAAUGCUAAUAUGUAUUUAUUGCUGAAUUAAUUGAAUAAUAAUUCAUUAAAAUUAAACUUGUUUAAAAGUUAUUAUAUUUGAAUCAUGUUCAUACAUAACAAGAUUUGUAUCCUGGAAUUUCCAGAAUUUUCCAGAUCAGUAUUGAAAAUAUCCAGUUAAAGUUUUUACUAUUAUUUUAGAAUACUAUAUAUAUGUAAAAAUUAUUAUUUUUAAUUUUUUAUAUAUUAAGUUGUAUUUUAACAUUGCAAGUUAGUUACAAUAAUAAUUGAGAAUUAGAUACUAAAUGAUUUGUUUACCCCAUUAUUCUCCGUUUUCAAGGUCUACUUCAAAUUUUUUGAAUCUUCCGGGCUAAUGACGAAAUCUUCAAGCCGCAGGGCUUUUUGUUUUCUAUUUAAAGUGUUUAUACGAGGGCUCCGAUAUUUAUGAGAAUGUUUCGUUUCUGUUAUCAAUGUCUAAAACGUCUGUAUACGAGGUUGUUUUUUGUUCCCGUUUAAACCUAUUUCAGGGUUCGCAAAGCCCGUUUUAGCAAAAGUUUCUGGGGCGCCGCCCUAGGCCCUGCUUGGGGGUGGCUUACAGCGCCCCCCAAGACAUUAUAUUUUAGCUAUAACUUUAUAACUAACAUAAAGAUUUUUGAUUGAGAAAAAAAAAUCUCACAUAUUUUUAUUGCAAAAUUCCUCAGUUGCAAAAUUUAGUUUUUCGAAUCUGUGCACGCACAACGUUGGUCGUAUUUGGUGCGCUUAAUAUAUACAAUGUGAAAUUCCCCGAAAGCUGGGCAUCUCUACAAAACUACGAAGCAAACACUCAGUAAUGUCAGUAAAAGGGAUAUAUUCUGACAUAACUUUAACACAUCCCGUCUACAGACUGGACGAGUCAUCUUUGGACACGGUGGCUCAUUUUUUUGACUUUGCUGCCAUGUCAAUUGACGGGCCAGGACCAACUUGCGACACGGCGUUAAAAUGUAUUUGCAUACACCAACUCCAUUAAAGUGGAAGACAAGCUGCAACUUUCUAUGGCUUAUUUUUGUAUAUGGCUAGUUGGGAUUAAAUCGAGUCAGGCAUUUUAAGUUUGUUUUGGGUAUCAAACACAACACUUGGCAACACUUUCUGCAAGAUCGUUAAUUUUCAUUCGUAACACAGCUGACAAGAUCGUAUUGCAAAUGCAUUUUUCAAAGUAUUUAGAGACUUGCUUUUUGCAUGAUUGGAAAUGUUUUUAACAGGAUUGUUGUGUGCAAUUGACUAGCUAAAUAAUUAUGACUCAAGAUAGAUAUAACAUUCAGCUCAGUGUCGCUAUUUUUUUACGUUAACAUUUCAAGAUAAUCUUCGAUGGAAUUAUUGCAACUUGACCUAUUAUGUAAUUUGAGUGACCGGAUUGCUUUGGCUGGUCUUUAGCCAUGGUUGAAAUAUUUUGUAAUAUAUUUAAAGAAAUAUUAUGAUUUAAUUUAUGUUUUAUGUAAUCAGGAGGGAAACCACAAAGGCAGUUCUAGAGUCUUUUUGAAAUUUUUGCCCAACUAGACAACAGCCUUAUAUGGGGAUCAAACCCACAACAAUUUGGACAUGAGUCCUCAUUUAUCAAAUUUAUUAAUUUCUGCCAGCGAAGGCAGAAUCUUCAAAAUCGCCUGAGAUAGAUAGAUAGAUAGAUAGAUAGAUAGAUAGAUAGAUAGAUAGAUAGAUAGAUAGAUAGAUAGAUAGAUAGAUAGAUAGAUAGAUAUAUUCACAGUUACUCUCCUGACCGAAAACAGUACCGAAUCCUACUGUUUUAGGUUACGUUUUCUACGUCGGUUACCUUUCCUACGUACGACGGUUACGUUUCCUACCCAGCAGUAGGUUACGCUUAGGUUACGUCGGUUACCCACGACAUGGCGGUUACGUUUUCUACGUCAACGCGCAUGUGCAAAUAUUAAAAAUAAAUCAUAAGGGCGGCUUGCGGCGUGAAAGAUACUCUCAGUUAAGGAUUGUUGUUGUUGUUUUUUAAUCAUAUCAAUCAGAUAUAAGAAACAGAAAAGCUUUUUUUCUUUGGUAAGUUUUAUUUUGUCCUUUAACAGUUUUAAAUGUUGUAAAUGCUUAUGUAAAUAUAUUUUUUGUGGGCAACCAAAGUGCAUAGCUAGCUAACGUUUUGUAGCUAGUAACACCCCAAAUAGCAAUCUGAACUUUUUAGGUUUGUUCAAUGAAAUAACAUUAGUAGAAUUAAAGAGCUAUAGCUAUGGUCAUUUAACAAUAGCAUUAUGUUUCUUGGUAGUCUUUUUGUGUAGUUAAGUAUAUUGCUGUAGUGUGUUUUUAUAUAGUCCUUAUUCUCAUGUUGGUAUUUUGAUAUGACCUCUGGAGCGUUUGUUUAAAAGCUCAUUUUAUUUUCACUAAAUUUAUUCUUACUUAUGUUUUUCUUGUUUCUUUAAAGACAAUAGCCAUGCUUGAAGUUGUUUUUCGAGAGACUCACACCUAUUUGUUUUUAAAACAUUUUGUUUAUUUUUCUCUUGUUUUUUAAAAAUAAUGACCAUGCUUGAAGUUGUUUUUCUGGAGACCCCACACACUUGUUUUAAACAACCAGUGUUGUUUAUAGAUAUAUUAUUCCUAAUCAAAAUGAUAUCAAAUCAUAACAAAAGCUGUUAUAAAUUAUUGUUAAAAAAGUGUGUUGUCUGUUGUACCCAUGCUUUCAAAUAACUUAUAUCACCGGUUUUUAAUUUAGUUAAGUACACAAUUAAGCUUUCUUUUAUAUCACACUGCAGUUGUGCUUUGCUCAAGUAUUUCAUAUAUAUUUUACAUUGUCAGAAUAAAAAAAAUCAUUUUUCAAGUUGGAAUUGUCAAAGCAGGUCACAAGAAAAGUAGGAAGCAUAUUUUAUCAUGAGUUUUGGUAAUAGUAAGGUAAACAACAGUCUUUUGUGUGUAUACACCUAUUAUAUAUAUACUAUUAUAUACCUUUUUCUUGUUCUUAACAGUAUAUUUUUAUUUCUAGGAAGUUUUGUAUCGACAAUUAGUGAAAAUAUAUACGUGUACAAUUUCUGCAAAAGUCAAUUUGUGAAAAUAAGUCUUUCCUGCAAAAAGGUUUAUUUGUUAAAAUUAAUCAACAUGAAUUUUUAGCAAAACAAAAAGAUUUCUGAAUCUUGUAAGCAGCUUUAAUUGAAAGCUAUAUAAAUCCCAAAUAAUUUAUAAGGACCUAAACUAAAAUUGCAAACUAAUUCACUGCAAAGCAAGUUGAAAUUAUUCGUUUCAAACAUUUAUUUCAAAAAUAAAUUUUUGAAAUUUUUUAAAAUGACUAAUUUGUGAAAAUUAUUCUUUACGGAAGGUAAUUUUUAAUAUAAUUAAUAUAAACUGGCUAAUAUAAUUAAUAUUAUUAAUAUAUUUAAUAUAAACUGAAUUAUAUACAGAAAUAUCAUAUUCCACAUAUUAUGGAAUCACACAAUCCAUACUCACAUCAUCAUCAUCAUUCUCGGCUUAACGUCCGUUUUCCAUGCUAGCAUGGGUUGGACGGGGUAUAUUAAUGACCCUCUUCCAAUCUGAUCUAGACUGUGUUAGAUCUAAACUCAACUUCCUUUGUAUCAACUCACCUUUUUAACAUAUUUUUAAAACUAUAUGUAGCUGUGUGGAUGUCUUUUUAAUACAGUUGGCACAAAGUGUGUGAAUUUUUUUUUGACAAUGGUAAAUAUAUGUGUAUACAUUUUUAUAUAGCGAAAUCUUCAAGAAUCAUUUGUAUUGGUUGGUACCAUAACAGUUAUUACAAGGAAUGGGACUGAUGGCAUGGCCUAUCCUAUUAUCUUGGGAAAAAAAUGGUAACAAUUGGAAAGUUGAAACAUCGUCUACGUCAAAUAGUUUAGAAAGUAUGUUGAUGAGAGAAAAUAUCAGGUUGAAGAAGAAAAUUUCAGAGCUCGAGAACCAACUUUCAACAGACUCUACAACCUUACCUAUAGAAAAAAACUGCAAAAAAUGUCCAUUACAGUCAUGUGAUAGUUGUGUUACAAAUUUAUCUCGGCACAUGAUAGAAGUACACUAUUGGCCCCGGAGUAAGGCAAAAUAUUGCGUUGGCAUAUACGGAUUGAGGAAACCAGGUGUUAGGUUUUAGGUUGUCGAAACAAAAGAAUGAGUUUGCACCUCCAAGACGUCCACAAACUAUCAAAAGGACCUUACUAUUAUAGUAUGUUGAAAUUAGCCAGGGUGUGUGACGUUGCAUCAAACAACGAAGUACACAUAUGACAUCCAUCCCUGCUAAGCAUGUCGCCACUGAUGAUCGCCACUGAUCCGAAGUAACAGAUUCGGAUAGUGACAUGGAAGAUGACGAAGUGGUUGACUCUGCUGAAAUUUUAGAGAGGUUUGUGACAUAUAAAAUUUCAGUUGAUGGAGGGAAGAGUUGCCAAAAGAGUGCUAUUCAGUCAAAGCAGCAAUUGAGAGAUAUUUGGGCAGCUUUGGAUUUCUCAUAUCCCAGUGAUUUAGUCAGAAAAUAUAAAAUUCGCGACACCUUUUUGACAACGUAUGCCGAAAAGACAAAGGAAUACAAAGCUUUAACCAUUAAACGGUAUAUUUUGUCACUGCCACACUUCUAUGACUUUCUCCUUACUGAGGAGAUCCAUCUACCUGGAAUAGCACCAGAUAUGAUUUUAAGGAUGAAAGUUAGUGUAUCUCGAUGGAGCAAAUCUAAUAAUGUAACGGUAGAGAUACAGCAGCUUGAGAGACAGAUGGAGGAGCAACAAGUGCUUAUCACGCCUGAGCAGAUCCAACGGUAUGAGGAGUCUGCCAGUGCAAAGGAGGCUAUCUCGAUAAUUAAAAAUUUUCGUAGCCCUUACCGAGAAAACACCUUGUCUCGUCAAGAAUAUGCGUGUAUACGGGAUUUUCUCAUAACGGAAAUAACUAUAAUUAAUUGUCAGAGGUCUGGCGUACCUAGCAACAUGAACAUCGAUGAGGUGAAGGCUGCUGUAUUUCGUGAUGCUAAAUAUAUUAUUAAAGUAAAACGUCACAAGACAUUUAGGAAACACGGUCCUGUUAAUAAUCUGUGUACGAGAGAAACCUUGUACCAACAGCUCUUAAUUUUUUUCGAUUCAAUUCGCAGUCAGAUACACAGUGACUUUGAAAAUGUUUUUGUUUCAUAUAAUGGCAAGAUGUUAGAAUCUGGAGCAAUAUCGAAACAAAUUAAUAGCACUUGGAAAAGGUCCGGUGUUUAUGGUGAAAACGAUCCGCCAGUGAGGAAAAACAUCACUUCAAAUAUAUUUCAAAAGUCUGGAUCCACCAUCAUUGAAGAUAAAAAUCCAAGUGAAGCUCCAUAUGUUGCUAGCCUGUUGACGCACUCUGAGAGCACCUCAAAAAAUACUACCGUUUGAUAGAGAAGGAAAAGUAUGCCCUUAAGGGUACAGCUGCCUUGGAGGAAACUUUCAACAAACGUGGCAAAACAAAUAUUUACGAAAAAAAGAAAACGUGGACUGAUGCCGAAGUCGGGGAGUUGGAGACUCUAUUUAAGCAGUUUUUG